AUGGCUUCUAUGGAAUAUUUUGAAAAUCCAUUUAAAGAUUUAUCCUGUAGUGCAACAUGUGACAUUCUUAACAACACUAGAGACUCGAUAUCAAAACAAUUUCAUGAUAUGGUGGAACAAUUUAAAAACGAAAAACUGUUGUUUUUAACCAAUAAUUUAAAAAAAGAUAUAUUCUAUGAUGAAACCAUAUACACUGGUUCUACUGGCUUAGCUUUAUUUUAUUUAAUAAAUUCAUUUCAUGGAAAUGAAGCUUGCCAUGAUACACUGCAGAUGGCAUUGGCUUAUAUAGACAUAAGUAAUUUGAAGAAUCGUCGAAUUAGUUUUAUAUGUGGUGAUGCUGGGCCACUUGCUAUAGCAACUGUUAUUUCGUAUAAACUUGGUACCCAGCGCCCUGCUAAUUUGCCGGAAUAUCAACAUUUGGCUCGAAGUCAGCAAUAUCCAAGUGGGAAUUUUCCUUCGUCACUUGGAAGUAAAUCAAGUGACCGAUUAGUGCAAUGGUGUCACGGAGCACCGGGAUUUGUGCCUCUAUGUGUGUUGGCAAAUCAAGUGUUUAAGGAAGAGAAAUAUCUUACAAUUGCUAAAAGAUGUGGAGAAGUAAUUUGGCAUAGAGGGCUAUGUAGCAAGGGGUAUAGUAUCUGCCAUGGCGUGAGUGGAAAUGCUUACGCGUUUUUGGAACUGUAUAAAGCUACAAAAAAAAGCAUUCACUUGUACCGUGCGUGCUGUUUCAUGGAGUGGUGCAUGUCGGCGAGGGCGGGCUCGGAGCUGCGCCGCCCGGACCGACCCGCUUGCUUGUUCGAGGGCUUGCUCGGACGAAUCUACUUGGCAGCAGAUAUUCUACACCCUUUACACGCCAAGUUUCCAGCUAUGUGUUUGCAGAAUGAC
Brenthis ino (lesser marbled fritillary) is the source of this 882-nucleotide messenger RNA. Lineage: Eukaryota; Metazoa; Arthropoda; Insecta; Lepidoptera; Nymphalidae. The record is from the annotation of a GenBank genome assembly.